AUGGCCAAUGCGGCAAAUGAAUCCAGGAGAUCCUCUCUCAGCAAUCGAGGUUCCCCGAGACUGGGGAGAAUGCCUUCCGACCGUCGUCGUUCACAAGUCGCUAUGGGCCUCAACCUGAACGACCCUACUCUUCCAAGCCCCGGCGAACUUUCCAGCAGCGACCCUCGAGUCAACUUGAGCCACAGUUUCGUGUCCGCAAGUCCUCCAACCAUCGGUGGGCGGCCGGCAAUCGCCACGGGCGACCCUCAUCAUCAGCGUCAGCCCAGCCUCGGCGAUAUUCACAACGAGUUGGAACAAGAGCAGGAGGCACAAGUGAAUAGAAUGCUGCAAAUGAUACGAGAGCAACAGCUUCAACUGGAGGCUUUGAGGACCAGUCAGGUAGACCAGCAAUCGGCCCGCUCAUCACAACCCACCUCAGCUGUCGCCGGCAACAGUACCGCAGUCGUCGACGACGAAACACCUGCUUCGGAACGCUCAAUUUCCUUCCCUUCAAUACAUCCCGCUGUUCCGCUGGUUCCACAACCGAGACGCUUCUCCCGUGGCCCGUCCAGUGCAAGUCGUUCCCCGGCUCUACGACCUUUGCAGAGUGCAGGUCAUGAAUCCAGCCUCGGAACCAGUGGUGAUUGGCCUCCUUCUCCCGUUGAAAGCGCCGCAAGACGGAACAGUUUUCGUGACGAAAACGCCUUUUAUCAAGCCGAGACCGCCAAUCUCACGCGUGAGAACCAAAUGCUCCGAAUGAGAAUCCGAGAACUGGAGAAGCAACUGAGUGAGCUGAGUGCGGCCCCAGCCAACACUCCUUCCAUCCCGAGCAACUUGGUGUCGAGCCCACCUGUAGAAGCCCAAGAAGAGGCAUCUGCUGCGGCCGAUAUCGCGAGGAUCACCACGGAGUCCGAGAAGAUUUGA
Capronia epimyces CBS 606.96 is the source of this 903-nucleotide messenger RNA. RefSeq lists its product as uncharacterized. The transcript has a single exon. NCBI's taxonomy places the organism in Eukaryota, Fungi, Ascomycota, Eurotiomycetes, Chaetothyriales, Herpotrichiellaceae. The record is from RefSeq and is a predicted model, not a curated record. The coding region runs from base 1 to 903 and encodes 300 amino acids.